GGAAUAACUAUGAGAGCCAGUGGCCUUUUCGCGGUUGUCUUCUCCCUGGUGUUGUUGAGCCUCCGGUCGGAGGCAUAUGAGGCAAGAGGUUACACAGAUACGUCCGAUGGAUACUGCGUCGGGGAGUACGGCGUGGUUCCGGUCGGUGGGACGGGCUACGACGACAUACGCUGUGAAAGAAUCCUUUGUACAGAAGGGAUGUACACGCGUCAAGGGUGUGGUGUAGUAGCUGUAAAAGACUUGCCAUCGAACUGCGAACUUGUUUCGAGACCUGGCCAUUACCCAAACUGCUGCAAGCAGUUUGUCGAAUGUGAGGACGACGACUCCAGCGAAGAAGAAUGAAGAAAGAACCCCCUACGACCACCCAACCACUCAAAAUAACCGAAUAUUUCAUUUCUUAAAACGAAAGUGCUAUGAUAAAGACUAUGUUUAAUAUGGAAUAAAUUUUUUUAGAAUUUUUCGAA
Messenger RNA from Argiope bruennichi, 464 nucleotides. Its product is annotated as toxin-like protein 14. NCBI's taxonomy places the organism in Eukaryota, Metazoa, Arthropoda, Arachnida, Araneae, Araneidae. The record is from RefSeq and is a predicted model, not a curated record. The transcript has 3 exons. Bases 10 to 342 code for a protein of 110 amino acids.